AUGCCGCGACGUUCCGACGUCUUCGGCUUCUGCCUUCUGACCGUCGUUUUUGCUCAGCCCCAGUCCACUCAGAACUACGUCUCCGUCAGCACUUCGUACGGCGUUGUCCAGGGCAAAACUGUCGACCUCGGUAGGACGUUUUUUAUUUUCCUUUUUUACUGUUUUUAGUAAAUUUGUGAACUGAUAGAAAGUUUUUGUGAGUACUUACUUAUAAAACGUAUCUAUACGAAGAGGUUAAAGUUCCCCAGAAUCGGCAAAUUUAUUUCCUUCACUGCUGGGUUGAGGUAAUAUGAAAUAAUGAUAUCAACAAGAAUGAUCUGCACCUGUAUAAAACUGUAUCUGAAGUGUUCCACUCCAGAGAAAGCGAUACGUGGAGUAUGCCGUUUUACUUUUGAUUGAUCUAAUAAAUUCUUUUUAACUUCCAUACAAAAACAGUUUGAUUGAUAUCCUGGUCAAAGUACAUUACGCUUUGAUGAAAUUAAUCCCUAUUUUCAAACCAGAAUUAGUUUAGAAGCAAAAGUAGCGCCCAAAAUGACGAAUCACUUCAAACGCCUGGCUUUUAUUUAUUUUAUUUUUAUCACUUUUCAAAUUUAAAUAAGAGUAUAAUUUUAGUUUGAAGAAAUGGUACCCCUGUCUGCGGUAGUUUUUUUUUCCGCGUUAUUUCGGUGCAUGCGAUGCCAACAUAUUUGUGUAAAGUGCAUUUAUUAUUACGAGUCAUUUGUUUGCCUUCGUAGCCUGACUGUUUGCGGCUUGCGGCUGUUGAUCAGCUUCAUUUACAGGAAACGAUCCAAACCAAUUGUACAACGGCCAAGCGAACGUCUUCCUUGGAAUUCCAUAUGCACAAGCUCCCGUUGGCGCGCAGCGGUUUCAAGUAAACUUUCCUUUUUAUUUUCACGGAACUCUUUCAUAAUUCAGUUUCGUUCGUCAACAAUAAUAAUCGUAGGAUAAACAGUCAGCUCAAAUUUUGUUCAGAAUCUAUCCUGGACGGAAUUAUGUUAAGUUUUUUCUACCAACAUUCAAAAUCAAGCAAUUUAUUGAGCAGUUUUGAUGUUUUUUUUCAAUAAGUUUCAAUUAAAAAAUUUUUUCUAUAGUCUGUGUACCACGACUUGGAAUUUCACCGAACGACAUUCCGCUGUGCCGCUGCGCGCCUUUGUGAACCUCGGUCGCGCUUUUAAUUUUUUUUUUCUUUUAUUAAGGUACUCUACUUUCAUGUGCUCCCACAGCGAUGACAAUCAUUUGAAAGCGUGACCUAGAUUCGAAAGACGCUUCGCGAACGCACGCAGCAGAACAGCGGAAUGUCGUUCGAUGAAAUAUCAAGUCGUGGCACGCAAACUAUAUCUCCUGAAAUUUUUUUAAUAAGUUUAAAACUUCUGCAAAGUUAUACAUAAAAAGUUUAUUAAGAAUCUGAAGAAUUUCAUUUAAAUUUUAUCGAAGUUUUUGAGUGAAAAGCGUGAUCUUAAUGAAAUAAAGUCGAUGUUUUCCUUGACAAUAUUUUGUUGAGGCGCCGCAAGAGCCGCGGAACUUCAAUCAAGUCUACGACGCGACGUAUUACCGACCGAAAUGUCCUCAGGCCGACGCCGGAUACUACGUUAAUGAAGACUGUUUGUACCUGAACGUGUUCUCCCAACAGGUGCGUGUCAACAAUUGGAACACGAAAGUUCCUUUUCUUCCUUGAUCUCUAAACACUGCGAAACAAGUAAACAUGUCAAAAACAGCAAACAGUUGAGUAUUUCGAGCUUUUCCAGGUGGGAAACCAGUCGGCUUCGAUGGCCGUGAUGGUGUUGAUCGACGGCGGCAACGGGUUCAACGCUGGUGGCCAGGACGACACUCAGCUCAAGGGCACCGUUUCGAACCUUGCUCAACGAGGCAUCGUUGUUGUUAGCAUCCAGUACCGCCUAGGGGCUUUGGGUUCGUUUUCCACCUUUUGGAGGAAUGAGUCCUCAGAAAAUUUGGAAAUUGAGCUUUUCUAAGAAAACUAAGUUACGGAAAAAAUAAAAUAGCUGUUGUAGUUCACUAAUCGUUGGCUUCCAAAUUUAUUUGGUGAGAUUUACCAGGAAAUGGUCUCCGGUCGCAGUGGGACUUCGGAAUGGACCAGCUCUCCUAGAUGUAUUUUUUCACACUUAUUCCAAAUCUGGUCUCAAAAAAACGCCGGUGAUCUGUGAACAAAUUUUUUUGGAAACAAUCGAUUGAUUUUCUAAUAUCAUAAGGACAAUAUCUAUAUACCCUCGGAAAAUGAGCUUAAUCGGAACAUUUGAAAUUUUCGACUUUCGAGAGUUCCUAAAUAUUUAGUUAACUGAAGCGAGUUUUCCAACUUUUCUAACUUGACGUAAGCAACCCGAAAAAUUCCAAUUACGCAGUUAAUAAACUCAAAAAAGGGACGUCUAGGCUUCUUCACGACAUACACGGAUCAGAUCCGACCGAAUCUUGGCAUGCUGGAUCAGGUGCAGGCUCUCAGAUGGGUCAGUACCCAGAUCAGCAACUUUGGCGGCGAUCCGAACCGUGUGACGGUUCUCGGCCAAGGCGACGGCGCCUGUGCCGUCUCCGCCCACACCUUGAGUCCGAUGAGCCAGAGUAAGGCUCAUUCGCACUGAGAUAAUCUCGAAGGGAAACUUGCAGACUUGUUCCAACAAGCCAUCAUUCAAAGCGGUUCCAUCUACAAUUGUUUCAACAACAACCCUGCCGUGCCGGCUCAGAACCCUCAGCAGAUGACGUUCCAGAACAGUCAGGGUUUUCAACAGGUUUAUAGUCUCAUCCUUUUCCUAACUCUGAUUAGACUCAGCAGUCGCAGCAACAACAGCAGUCCAACUAUCAGAACAGCCAAUUGAAUGUAGCCAGUCAACAGGUUUAUGAAUUUCUGCUUGGAAAAAAAGUUUCUCUUCGGUGAAAACUGUAGUUUGUCGCAACAAAAAGAGAAAAAAAGUGAAAAAAAAAACUCAAUAGUUCAUAAAUAUUUUGCCAUCACUCUCUCGAAGAACUGCUAACUAAUGCUAUCUCAAAUGAAAUAAAGGCUCAGGUGGAGAAAAGGUUGAGUUGAGGAUAAUUUAGAAAGUUUUAUUCUGUUUUUACAGCCCUAUUUUGAGUCCUCUGUUUGAGAUUUCAUUAAAUAAGUUUGAAACUUUUUUUAUAAAAAUAUUCGUAUGUUUUUAAAAAAAUUAAUUUUCAAGUUUUUUUAAUCUAGUUAUUUCAUUUUUUUCAAUUGAUAAUCCUCUUUAUUAAUCCUCAUUCCGAAAAAGGCACAAUUUUUUUCCUUCCUACAUGAAACAAAUUCUGUCUAGCAGCAGCCGCAGCAACUCAACUACGACCCAGGGAUGGCCUACGUGCCUCUGGGUCAACAGCAGACGACGUCGUUCCCUCCGCUCACGUCUCCAGACAGCAGCUACAACGCUCCUUCCGUCGUUUACGAUGACCCCAAUCAACAGCUGGCCGCUCAGGUUUUAGAAAGCUCUUCUGGAGAUUCUGAAAACGAAAGUCAAGCUCUGCAACGUUUCCUCGCAACAAUGGGACAAUGGUCAGCUGGGCAACCUCAACAACUGUCUCAACAACUUCACCGUCGACGUCUUCGUCCAACAAGCAAACGUGAUUUUCACUCAUUCGAGAAAACGAAAACUUGGGGAUGUCGCAGCACUCUAUACGGUGUCAGCUUCUCAAAGGACGAUGACUGAGAGUAGAACUUCUUUGUGACUAGUUUUCUUUUUGUCUUCCUCGUGUUCAAAAGUGCAGACGUUUGAAAUGCCCCAAGAAACACGGGAAAGGUAUUAUCGCCUUGAACUUUUCCGAUAUUAGUCUGUGCCACCCACAUGAUUUCAAGCAAGCUCAUUAAUUUUUUUUUUCAGACAAGCCUGUAGUUUUUCCUGAUAAUCAUCCCUAGUAACUGUUCAUUUUAAUUGAAAAAAAUGUAAAAAAAGGUUUUGCAGGGCAGAACGGCGACGUGGAUGAUUGUGAGGGACAACGACUUCCUGCCUGACAGUCUCGAGAAUUUGGCCGCACGUCGUCCGCCGAUUCCCAUCAUCAUCGGCACGGUUCAAGACGAGGACGCCGACUACGGUGAGUUCCAGAAGGAUUCUGACAUUUUGUAAUUUUUUUCAAAUCAUGAAAUAUUAGGAAUCUUUAAACCUUUUUGUAUACAUUAGUGACGAGCUUAAAAAAAUAUGGUAGGCUUGUAAGAAACACAAAGUUCAAAGUUUGAAGUUCCUUGAAGGCUUUUUAGUUCUCCUGAGAAAUUCUCAGAAUGUUACCUGACAUCCUGUCAAGAAUAGAGCUUUCAAGCGAAUUUUUUUUUUCAAAGUUUUCGAUUCUGCCAUUAGAAAGCCUUUUCAGCCUUCAAAAUGAUUGCAAAUGGCAACGGGGCGACGUCGUCCUCAGACGCUUUUAACACCUGGUUGGUCGACUUCGCGCGGAAGAACAAACUCAACUCCACGGCGACCAAUCAAGUUGCUGACGUCAUCUCUCGGAACUACGACAUCGGGUUAUUUUUGAAUUAUGUUUUAGAAGGAUUUUUACUUGUAAAAAUUCCAUGCAAGUGUAAAUCUAAAUCUAAUGAGCGAACUUUCAGAAAUUCUUAACCGCAAAGUUAAACUUCAUUAUUUCCUGAUCAAACUAAGUUUAAAAAAAGGUGUGAAUGUUUUUUUUUUCAGUUGUAUUGGAAUAUCUUGCUUUGAGCCCUGUCAUUGAUAAAAGUGUCUGCUCGCAAGGAAUUAUUUAUUAAAUUCCACUCGAAGCUUCAGAUUUUUUUUUUCGAACAUUUGACCAGAACUCUCUGAUCAUCGAAACUAAGUUCAACAAAAUAGUAAAAUUUUCACUCUUUUUUUGAACUAUGACCUGGAAUUUUCAUCAAAACGUUUAUAUUUUUUUCUAGAAAUCCAAACAAUGGAGCGAAUUCGUACAACAACCAAGCGCAGUACCAGCCAACGCAACAAUAUACGAAUAAUUACGCGAAUGGAGCCAACUAUAACAACCACUACAAUGGAAGUCCUAGUCAAAUCGCCCAAACCAGCCAAACGAACUACGCCACGCAAAGUCAGUACUCGGUCCAGACGGGGCAGAUGAACAACUACAACCAGGAUCAAGGACAGUACGGACAGGCCAACUUCAACGGCCAGAAUCAGUAUCCGCCGGUGCAAAACGGACAGAUCAACAACAACCAAAACCAAGGACAGUAUAAUCAAAAUCAAUAUUCGUCGGUGCAAAACGGACAGAUCAACAACUACAAUCAGAACCAGUACCAGCCUGUAGGAAGCUAUAACUAUUUGCAGUACGGCGGUCAGUUCGGCAACGCCAACGCCGCCAGAAACUACUACGAUCCUCAGGUGAGAAAGUUUCGUGUUUCAUUCGGGCCAAUGUUUGAAUUUGAAGCCUUUGGCGACGACGACGUCGGCAGCGGCAGUGGCGGUGCGUCAGAAAGGAAUCUUUUUCAUUUUAUGACCGCGAAUUUUUCAGUCGAACGGCGCUGGCGGGGCCGUCACAAACCUCCAAUCGCUUCAAACGAUCACACAGGUGAGAAACUUUUUUUUUCAAAUUUAUUGAUGUUCGUCGAAAAAGGCAGAGAAUACGGUAGUGCUGAGAUUAACCAGAAUUAUUGGUGUAAUCCGAAGUUGCUAAAAUGAUAUCGUAUUUGCUCAACAUUGAACUGAACUCGCUGAACAAAUUCUCAAAUAAGAAUUAAUAAGAAAAAUCUUGAAAUUUUUCUCGAUUUUUUUCUCUGUGUUAGUCGUCUGCGGUUCCAUCUACGACACCGUUUAAAAAAUAAAUCUUUUUUUCUCGAGUCUAUUUCGAAUCUGCAGGUCAGUUCUCAAAUUAUUCAUGAUAUGUCAUAGUUUAAUCGCUCUACUGCAUUCCGAGUUUUGAAGAGAGCUAAAAAUGGAUUUAUUUUCUUACAUUUACAAAGAAUCGAUAAUUUUUCUUUCGACAAAAAACCUGGCAGUCUUGUUUUUCGCCUCGACGUCUAUUUCAGAUAGCUACUGACUCUUCAGUCAGCCUGACCACGACCGAAAUCGACGAUUUCAUGCAAAACGGGGACCGACACGUCCGCAUUUACCAGUUCACUCACGUUUCCUCGGUUGGAAGGAAUUCAGUUCCAAACACUGGAAACUGGCAACGUAGGACCUUUCCAUCAAAUCAAAUCAUUUAUUUUGUUGUUUUUGUCUGAUGUAAUCGACUAGGCGGUGAACAAAAACUUUAAAAGCUAUAACGAACAAUUAUUAUCUCAUUUCUACCACCCGAGUGGUCGGUCUUCAUUUCCGCUCUCGUCCGAGAUUCAAUCCGACGCCCGUCAGCCCUGGACAAGCUGGGCGCCGUACUGUUCCUACAUGGAGAAGCAGUGAUCGUCGGACACGUUCUAAAAUCGCCUACUACUAGCACAAGAGAGGCGAGAUGCUCUACGCGCCGUCUACGCUUGAUCAACGACAUUAUCGCGAACCGACAAACAACUCUUCAAUUAUUCCAUGAUUCAGCAGAGAACCUCCUCUGAAGACUAAAUAAAAGUUUCAAAAGUAUAACGAACAACCGCCUUUGGCGAACUAGAAGUCCAAACGUGUAGUCGAAAGAGUUGAAAACAUGGUCUUACGGUCCUGUUGCUUCGAUUCAACUUUUCUCUGAAAAAUAGUUUUGAUCUAAUCGGUUGAAUUUUUUAGUUAGACAAAAAAAACGUAAAUAGACAGAAAAAAUAAAUAAGAACAAAAAUAAUUUAAAAAAAAACGGUUUACAUGCACCCAAAAAUAGUUGACACCGUAUGCCCCCUGCUCUAAAUGGUUUUUUUUGAAGCUUCGAUUCAACUUUUUAGAAAGUUCGAAGUUGAUUGAAUCUGUCUGAAAAAAGUUAUGACCGAAAGUUUGUAUCUUUAUGAUAGGUACAGUAUGAACAUAUGCCGGAUUUACUUUAUCCAUUUACAGAUGCCUCUAUGUUUUUUUAGCUUGUUAAGUAUAGCCUCUCUACCACGACUUGGAAUUUCACCCAACGACAUUCCGCUGUGCCGCUGCGCGCCUUUGCGAACCUCGGUCGCGCUUUUAAUUUUUUUUUUCUUCUAUCAAGGAACUCUCCUUUCGUGUGCUCCCACAGCAAUAACAAUCAUUUGAAAGCGUGGCAUAGAUUCGAAAGACGCUUCGCGAACGCACGCAGCGGAACAGCGGAAUGUCGUUCGAUGAAAUAUCAAGUCGUGGCACACAGACUAUAACAUCGAAUCAUUAAAUUAAAAACGAAACGAAAAAAUAAAAUAUGUAAUCUUUUUUAAUAUGACAAUUUUACAAUUCUGCCCCUACGUCUAAAAAUAUCAAAUAAGUGUGAAGUUUCUUCUAAUCAGACCAUUAUCUUCCAAACUUUGUCGAUCUCUGAAGUCAAAGUCGAAUUGCAGCGGUGUUCAAAGGACAGGACAUGUUCUUCCUGACCAUGUCGGAGACUGUCUGGUCCAACUCGACGUACACGGCCGCCGAUCGUCAGGUUGCUGACGAUAUGGGCCGUCGAUGGUCCGAUUUUGUCAAGACUGGGUAUGGCUAUUUUUCGAAAUAAAAUUUCCUUUUUCAUCUCAAGAAUUGAUAGGGCUUUCACAAACUCAAUAUAAGUUUUAAUAAAAAAAAGAUUUAACCUUUUCAAAAUUUUUCUUGGAUUAUUGUGAUUUAUAAACUUGGGGAUUUAAAGACAAGUCAACAAUUGGAGUCCGUCGACCCCACAAAACUACGCCUACUGCAAUUUGAACCAGCAGCCGACGGUUCAAACCAACUACGGACAACAAGCUCGAAGAGUAUUCGAACAGCAAGUCAAUCCGAUUGUCACACAGGUCUGCAAACUUUCUUCGAACAAAAAUGAUUUCAGUCUCAGGCUCAACAACAACAACAGCAAUUGCAACAAAACCAGGUUCAAAGAACGCCGACGCAAGUCCAGUACAACAACAACGGGCAGAACUCGCAAGACUUUCACAUUUCUUUCACUAUUCAAAACCCCUUGCCACACUACGGUUGA
This is a messenger RNA of Caenorhabditis auriculariae, 7950 nucleotides long. The record is from the annotation of a GenBank genome assembly. Lineage: Eukaryota; Metazoa; Nematoda; Chromadorea; Rhabditida; Rhabditidae.